AUGACCACCAUUCGAUGCAUUCUAGCUACAACAGUAAAGAAAGGAUGGGGACUCUACCAAUUAGAUGUCAAUAAUGCCUUUUUACAUGGCGAGCUAAAUGAGGAAGUGUACAUGAAGUUUCCACCUAGUAUUUUGCCUCCCUCUCCUAAUCAUGUCUGUGAAUUAAGGAAAUCUCUCUAUGGACUUCGUCAGGCUUCGAGACAAUGGUAUGCAAGACUCACCAGUGCUCUUAAUUUCAAAGGGUUCACUCAUUCUCUAAACGAUUAUUCCUUAUUUUUCAAAAAGACAGAAUCUUCUAUAUCUAUUGUGGCAGUAUAUGUGGACGACAUCUUACUAAAAGGAAACAACAAAGAAGAGUUACAUGCUUUAAAAGCUUUCCUCAACCAGGAAUUUAAAAUUAAGGAUCUUGGCAACUUACAUUUCUUCCUCGGCAUGGAAGUAGUUCGUGAACCACAAGGUCUGAUUCUUUCUCAGAGGAAAUUCACCUUGGAUCUUCUUCAGGAAUUUGAUGUUUUUAGUUCUUCACCUGUCUCCUCUCCUCUGGGCCCAACUGCCCAGUUGCUCGCUGAUUCUGGAGAGCCUUUACCUGAUCCUACUAUAUAUCGUCAUCUCCUUGGCAAGUUGAAUUAUCUCACACACACUCGACCCGAUUUGUCUUUCACCGUCCAUCAUCUCAGUCAAUAUAUGCAGGACCCGAGGAAACCACAUCUUGCUGCAGGACUUCGAGUCCUUUGUUAUCUCUUAAAGGACCCAGGUCUUGGACUUUUCAUGUCUUCUUCUUCUUCAUUUCAGCUCCUAGCUUUCUGCGAUUCUGAUUGGGGGACUUGUCCAGACUCGAGAAAAUCAGUCAGUGGGUUUUACAUCUCUCUUGGUUCUUCUCCCAUCUCUUGGAAAUAA
This is a messenger RNA of Nicotiana attenuata, 897 nucleotides long. RefSeq lists its product as uncharacterized. Bases 1 to 897 code for a protein of 298 amino acids. The record is from RefSeq and is a predicted model, not a curated record. The transcript has a single exon. Lineage: Eukaryota; Viridiplantae; Streptophyta; Magnoliopsida; Solanales; Solanaceae.